CAUCCCAUUCUCUAUCUCAGAAAAGGAAAAAAAAAUAAAAUCACAAAAUUCAAAACACAAUCUCUCUUCUCCAACGUCCGAUCUAUCUCUCCCUGCAUCAUAAUCAACCCAAUCAGAUCCCUCCCUUGUCUUCGCGCCAAAUACAAACAUUUUUAUAUAAAUUCCUCUCUCUAUAUCUAUCUAUCUACAGGGUUUCGAUAUGACGGACGCUCCAGGAAGUCCGACCGGUGGUAGUCACGACAGCGGCGGCGAACAGAGUCCACACUCCAACAUCCGAGAACAAGACAGGUUCCUUCCGAUUGCUAACAUAAGCCGAAUCAUGAAGAAAGCAUUGCCUGCUAAUGGAAAGAUAGCUAAAGAUGCUAAGGAUACUGUUCAGGAAUGUGUUUCUGAGUUCAUUAGUUUCGUUACUAGCGAGGCUAGUGAUAAGUGUCAGAAAGAGAAGCGCAAGACGAUUAACGGUGAUGAUUUGCUUUGGGCAAUGGCUACGUUAGGUUUUGAAGAUUAUAUCGAACCACUUAAGGCUUACCUGUCUCGCUACCGAGAGUUAGAGGGUGAUACAAAGGGAUCUGCAAGAGGCGGAGAUGGAUCUGGAAAGAAAGAUGCAGUUGGAUCUCAGCUUGUUCCAAAUGCACAGUACACUCAUCAAGGAUCUUAUACACAAGGCAUGAAUUUUUUGAAUUCACAUGUUUGAACUUCCAACCAAGAGGACAUGAUCUGUUGUGGAGUUUUCGAGUUUCUUGUUUACUGAUUCAUUCAGUAACUUGGUAUCUUCAGUAUUAUAUAGGUUUUCCUGUUAGUCUUAUGUUAAAACGUGCUGUUAAUCCCGUUGAUUUUUCUUGGGGCGGGAAUAAGUUAUGUUUGGGUUGGUAUGCCAUUAGUUAUUGUUUUUUGUUGUUGAAAUUUGUAACUUUCCUCUCGUUAAUGUUAUUUAUCGAGUGAUCCAUGUUUAGAUAAUGGUUGAUGUAUUAACUCUUUAUUCAUAUUAAACAUGUAUGCUUAUUUCAUCCAAAUUUAUUAUUUUUUUUA
Erigeron canadensis is the source of this 1029-nucleotide messenger RNA. Its product is annotated as nuclear transcription factor Y subunit B-1-like. Gene Ontology annotation, cellular component: CCAAT-binding factor complex; nucleus. Gene Ontology annotation, biological process: regulation of transcription by RNA polymerase II. The transcript has 7 exons. Gene Ontology annotation, molecular function: protein heterodimerization activity; DNA-binding transcription activator activity, RNA polymerase II-specific; RNA polymerase II cis-regulatory region sequence-specific DNA binding. Lineage: Eukaryota; Viridiplantae; Streptophyta; Magnoliopsida; Asterales; Asteraceae. The coding region runs from base 200 to 694 and encodes 164 amino acids. The record is from RefSeq and is a predicted model, not a curated record.